Acanthoscelides obtectus is the source of this 3930-nucleotide messenger RNA. NCBI's taxonomy places the organism in Eukaryota, Metazoa, Arthropoda, Insecta, Coleoptera, Chrysomelidae. The record is from the annotation of a GenBank genome assembly.
UAUUUUUUUUUCUGAGCGUAUCCUCUGUAAGGAUAAAAUAACCACAUACAAGCGCGCGUACCUGCACAUGAGCCAGGAGCCAGGUAAAACGAAUGUCGAUAAAUACCAGCCAGAAUGAUAGGUAAUGCUAAUCACUCUCUUAGUAGUAGGUGCAUAAUCUCCUUCUACCUGGAAGAUACGAGUAUAACAGAAUGGUUUCAGGUUAAUCCGGAAAUUCCCAUUUUAACAAAACCUCUAGACUUGAAGGUACUCAUCAGAAUGGCAUUUAGAAACAUUCCCUAAUAUUUGCAUCUUCGUUUCUCCAAACUAUUUGCUUUACACAGCAUCAAAUAUGACUCUUUUAGUAACUUUGUUACUAUUUUCAAACAAAAUUUUAAAUGUGUUGAGCUCAGCUGACGGUGAUUUUGUGGGUGAUUAUGAUUUUCAGCAUUGUGUUUGCGUACCUUAUUGGCAAUGCAAAGAAGAUUACAGUGGAUUGAUAGAGGAUGGAAUCGACAUAAUUGAUAUAAGGUCGGCUGAUACUGGUGACAAAUCUGGUAAAUACCCGUCUAGAUGCACAGGUGACUAUGAUGUCUGUUGCCAAGUGGAAUGUGGAAAAAGAAGAAUAGUGAGGAAUGGAGUCCUUACCAAUAGAAUGGGGGGCUAUGUAGAUUUUUUCGCUACCAGGAUUUUAGGCGAUAACAAUGAAGCUGAAUUUGCGGAAUUCCCUUGGAUGCUAGGGUUGCUGGAAGACAAAACUUAUAGAUGUGGUGCCUCCUUGAUUCAUCCCCAAGUGGCACUUACAGCAGCGCAUUGCGUAAUGGGCGACGGGCCAUUCAUAAUUAGGGCUGGAGAGUGGAAUUGGGAAUCAAGAGAAGAACCUCUCCCAUACCAAAACCAACAGGCAAAGGAGAUAAUCAUACACCCGCAAUAUCAUCCAGGCUCUUUACGUAAUGAUAUUGCCAUCUUGAUUCUGGAAGCACCCUUCAGACUGUCAGAAAACGUUGGCAUAGUAUGCCUUCCAUUCCAGGGUACGGAGUUCGAGGACAUCCGCAACCAAGGCAGCGACUGUAUCGCAACCGGCUGGGGCAAGAAUGCCGCGAGGCACGGCAAGUACCAAGCAACUCUAAAGAAGGUCUCUAUGCCGGUGCUACCUAGGAACGACUGCACGUGGAAGUUGCGCGAAGUCCGUCUGGGCCCCUUUUUCCGGCUCCACAAAAGUUUUAUAUGCGCGGGGGGUCAGGCAAACAAAGACACUUGCAAGGGAGAUGGAGGCAGUCCUCUAGUGUGCCCCAUUAGAGAACGGCCUGGAAAGUACCAACAGGCUGGGAUUGUUUCCUGGGGGUUGACGUGUGGACUGCACGCCACGCCUGGGGUUUAUGUUAACAUUGCGCUUUUUAGGGACUGGAUAGAUUUUAUUGUGCAGGCGUAUGGGUUUGACAGUACAGUAUAUCGUGUCACAUAAAUGUUUGAUAAUCAAUAAGAGAAGGGGGGAUUUUAUAGCUGCCGAAUUUGGCUGCUAGGUAACGUCUCAGAUCCGGAUUUUCCAUCGCUUGUUACAAGUUAACUAUUAUCUGACUGUUAACUUGUUUUUCAAUAUCUGGUUAACUAACCCGUGUCAGAGGAUCUGGCAACGCUACUUCUACGUCUGAACUAUCAUGAUUUGUGCGUUUUGUGAAGCUCGACGUUUGUGUCAUCUGCAUGUCACUCAUGUCAUAGUCAAGCAAAAAAGGUUAGGCAAUGCCUAAUAGGCAUGAAUGCUGGCUCAAACCUCCCCCAAAAUCCCAUGGCCUAGUACGUUUUUCCUUUGUUCUUAUACACUACAACAUGCUAUGUAUCACAUAACGGCGAUAUUUGCCCUUAAGACCCACCUCUCAGAUCUUUUUCUGGAUACGUCGGUGGUACUGUAACUACAACUUUUUAGUUAACCAGUAGAUGGUCUUCUGGUUAAAGUUAACUACCGUUUUAGGACAACCUGACACUGAAAAAGACGUUUUGAGAGUUUACUUCUGGUUAGCUGUAAAAUCGCAAUUUACCUGAAAUUGAAAAACCCGGUCUUAACAGACAUAAGCACCUAUUAGCCGCGGUUUUCAACUGUAAAUUUACUGUUAAUCAGAAGUUAACUCUCAAAAAGCCUUUUUCCUUGUAAUGUUCAUCCUGAAACGGUAGUUAACUUUGACCAGAGGGCCAUCUAUGCGUUAACUAGAAAGUUGAAGCGCAAUGCCUAGCAUAAAUUUUCUUAAUAGUGACACGAGUUGUCAUGGAUGACACGAAACACUGAGCUCAGACGUAAAAGCAGCGUUGCCGCAUUAAUAGUUAUGGGCUACUUGUCUAGAACUUCAAAAACGAACUUAUUGGAAACUGAUAGUUACCUUAAAAGUUUUAGUAACUGGCAAGUUAACUUGCGAUUGAAAAACUGGACCUUAAUAUUAUUUUAUGGUUGUUACUUAACUGUUUUUUAAGUGUUUCUUAAUGUGUGUUCCAGUAUGUUUAAAUAAACUAGAUUUUAACUUCUGAGGAUGGAGGUAUGAUUAAACAAGUCGCAUUCUUUCGAUCUGAUUGAAAUGAUCGAAUUAUUUUUGUGUUAGGUAUCAUCUCUACGUUGUGUAUUUCGUACCUAUAUCAUUGUCUCUUCCUAGUUCAAAAAGUAUAGGAUUUCUCCACACUUCUCAGAGUCACUAGUGUUACAAAAAUCAGUUCGAAAGACUGUAGCACUUAUUAUUGGUACCUUGAGCCGCAGUCGGAUUCUGUAGCUUAAGACUUAUGCCAUGAAAAAUAGGCAAUAAAAAUCGAGAACUAUUUAUAAACCUUGUCGAAAAGUGUUUAUAGCCUCCUGUUUAUGUGUUUGGAACAAUAUGUUGCUAAAAGCUGUGAAGUCUCGAGGCUGUUUAAUCUUUAUAUGUAUGUUGCAGAUGUGUCAACACGUAGAAUAGAGAUUCCCAUGAUCUCAAGUUUUUACAAGUAAAUUUCCAUGAUGUCACUUAAAAAAUCGGAAAAUGUAAAAAUGCACAGAGGACAAAAAUUGCUUCACCACUAGAUUUAGGGAUUUUGAAAAUCACAUUUUCUAACCAAAAUGUCACAAUCUAAUCAUGUGUAGCAAAAGUCAGCAUUGGCAUGAAAAAAGACAUUAUAAAUUUUACUGCGGAGUAAUGAUUUUAUUAUGCGUACGUUUUUUUUAUAUAAAUUUUGUAUUAGAAAUUAGAGAGUGUUUAGUGCAACAAAAAUAACGAAUCGUUAAUCCUUCCGUUACGAUAUAUUUGACAGCGAUAGCAAAUAAGGACGGUUGGAAAAACAAGAGUUUUUCUGAUGAUGUUAAAGUGUACCAUGUAAUUUGUCAGUACUGACUACUGACAAUCCUGACAGGUCGCUUUUUUCGAUUUUAACGUGAAGUCCAAAACAUCAAAAACCUUGUUAAAUUUUUUCAUAGAAAAGUUUCGGUAAUAUUUGUGUUCAAACCAAACAACAUCAAAGAUCCACAGAACAAUAAGUGUCCUCGAAAUCAACAGAUCUAUAAUAAAAUGCUACCUUACCGCAUUGUAUAUAUAAAAAACAGGACAAUUCAAUUUAGUUAGAACAUUGCCUGUUUCAUGAAUUUAUUUUGAUCUCAGAUUCACAACUUUCUGUUAUACUUUAACCAAGAUGUUUUUAUAACUUGAACUUUUAAUUGACCUUACCCAGCUUAUCGAAUUCUGUCAAUAGCGCUGAAUUUAAAACAUAAGCCAUCCCCUAUUCUCCGUAACUCACAGCAUUCUUAUUUUGAUAACGGAGAACGAAUGAUUGUUUCGCUACUACGUGAAAUCGAAAUAACGGAACAGCAAAACAAGAGCACUAAAAACUCUCUACCAUAUUUGUACUUGCAUGUUAUUUGUAAAUAAAUGUCAUAUAAUUUACAGUCAGUGUCUGCAGUUUAGCUAUAUACCCAAACCCAACCCAAAUCUUGAUAGUUUGAAC